Liolophura sinensis is the source of this 2038-nucleotide messenger RNA. RefSeq names its product leucine-rich repeat-containing protein 74A-like. Lineage: Eukaryota; Metazoa; Mollusca; Polyplacophora; Chitonida; Chitonidae. The coding region runs from base 1 to 1365 and encodes 454 amino acids. Gene Ontology annotation, molecular function: protein binding; calcium ion binding. The transcript has 13 exons. The record is from RefSeq and is a predicted model, not a curated record.
AUGUCUGUGGGAAAGGCAAAACUGAAGCGAUCUUCAAAAGAAACGCAAUUGUCGGGAUUGCCUGAAGACGGAAAGUGUUCCAUUGAAGAUGAUCAGGAAACCGUAUUGGAUUUGGACCGUGAAUAUGUGCCAUAUGACGAAACGGGAGCCAGAGCCUAUGAGAAUGCCUGCAAAAAACUAGGCGUUGUGCCAUCCUCACAAUACAUGCGUGCACUCGCAAUGUCAGAUACCGUGAAGCUCUGCCAUUAUGGACUUGGGUCUCGCGGGGCAAUGGCGAUCUGCAUCCCUCUUGUUAUUAACAUGAAAAUUACUACGCUGGAUUUGAGUCAUAACCAUUUGGGCCGGAAAGGGGUGGAAUAUGUGAGAAAGAUGAUGAUAGAAAAUGACACUAUUACCACUCUGGACAUAUCUUUUAAUAAUCUGGGAAAAGAUGGCGCCAGAGAAAUCGCUUAUAUGUUGAAAUAUAACUCUUCUCUAAGGCACUUAAACUUGGCAGGGAAUGAUUUUACAGACGACGAAGCACCUUUGCUGUUGCAUGCAAUUGAGGAAAAUGUUCAACUUCGAUCAGUUAAUCUAAGCUAUAAUAACUUCUUCGAAAUGUCGGGAGAGAGUUUUAAGAGUCUGUUAACCGAGAAUCACAUGUUGGAAGAGCUCAACCUGAGCUGGAACAAGAUCCGACUGAAAGGAGCAUUACAAAUUGCGGAUGGUGUAAAGGAAAGCAGAGGACUCGUAAAACUUGACUUGUCCUGGAAUGGAUUUGAAGACGAAGGAGCGAUGGCGAUGGCCGCUGCUUUGGCAGAAAAUAAGUCUUUAGAAGAACUCAACGUUGCAUGCAACAGGAUAACACCCGAAGGAUUCAUGAAAUUAUGCAGAGCUUUCCAGAACAACGAUACACUAACAUGCAUUAGGGUGGGUCGAAAUUUUAUCGCAGAGGAGGCAGUUGUUUUAGCGAUUAGUUUUCUUACGGAUGUCAAAGACUUGGCCCUCCAAACUUUGGAUUUAACGGGUCUAGUACUCGGCUGCGCCUUUAAGGAACAACUCCAAAUCCUGAAAGAAGUUCACGAAAACUUCACUUGCGUCUACGGCUACGAGACCUAUGGCCAUCAGAGAAAUUCCAACGAUUUUAUAGCUGACAUAAUCAACAGGAUAACAACGUAUCUGGAUCUGACUAAUCGCUCCAUAGCUGACCUUUUCACCGAAGUCGAUACUGAUGGUAGUAUGACAGUGAGUCUGGAAGAAUUUAGGAGUGGUUUAAAGAAUGCUCUAAUUCCCAUCACACCAUAUCAACUUGAUGAAUUAAUCAAAUAUUUGGAUAAAGAUAAUGAUGGGGAGGUAGAUUUCGGAGAGUUAGUAUUCAUGAAAUGAACACAGCUUGACCACGAGGGUGGAGGGUUUAUCAGUUACGCACGAAAUGGCCUUGCUACGCCGCAGACAUUCACACCGCCGCAAAUCUCUCUUCAACCGCCCUUCUCGUGAUACCUAACUGACCACCUGACAGCAGACGAAGCGAUAGUUGGACUCGAUAAAACAUCUCUAUUAGUCCUGCGAAUUACAUGCUCAGUACAGCCAGAGCUUUAACCGCUGGGACCAGAGGAAGGGUUCCCACGUAAUUAACGGGCAUAUUCCAUCAAUUCGGAAGUGUUAACUGAACUUUAACAGUAGAACAAAGGAAUGAAUACUACAAAAAAUAUAUUGCUUAAGCCAUAAUGGCGUUAAGCCAUAAACAUUCAUUCUAAAUUCAAAGUAUAUUUAAUAACAUGUCCUUUACCGCACAGUGUUCAGUAGAUGUACUUUUUCUAUACAGACAUGUUUAUGUUUAUGUUUAUCUUGAUUUUUGAAACUAAUUUGUGUAAUUACUUUGUUGAUAUGGCAAUCAUGUACACAUGCAUGUAUCCAAUGCAUUUUGUGUGAGGAUAUAUGCGCUCUGUAUCUUUUCUCUACUAGGUAUGGAAGCGGGCCGCGGGGCGAAGAGACGAGAACGGUCACCGUUCGCGAUCACGUGAUGUAGCUUUGUAUGUUACAGAUCAAUAGUAGUUAU